UGAAAAUGUUUUAGCGUAAAUUUUAGAAGUUUGUGUUGUGUAUGAAACCUGUAAGUAUUUUGUAGUACUAGUAGCUAUUAAGUUUUACUCAUCAACGUCGUCAAUAUAAGAAUACAAUUACAAUGAAAAAAUGUUAAUGGUAAACUUUCUUGUUCGCUACUGUACCUGUUGUUCAAUGCUCAAUCAUUUGCUAAUUGUAAAAUUGAAUUGCAAGAUAUGGGUAACCGUAAGCAGACCAACAAAGGUUACAUUUCGCAAACGCGCAAACGUAAUCGAGCAGCUACUGCUCGGAAAAAGUUCCAUCUGGAGAAGUCUACAUCUGGAAGUAACAUGUAUUUGUUCGAGGAUUUACCUAAUCCUGGAUGUUUACCCGCUACCGCAACUGAAUGCGUUGAUAAAUAUGAAGAAAACAGGACUAUGUUGGACCCAGUUGAUAGAAGUGAAGACGAACGAGUGAAUGUGAAGACGUACGAGCGCAAGAAAAGGAUAACCGAACAUAUUGUCGAAGAUGCAGAAUAUCAGAGUAUUCAGAAUGUGACCUCCGAAAAAGAAGACUCGAUGAACAUUAAUAAAAUACAUGGGAAUAGAAUUGUAAAUAUCGACUACUUUGUCGACAAAUUGUUAAGUUUCCAAUACGAACAUGCAAAAAAAUGUACGUUUGGAAGACUUACCAUGGUAAAAGAGUAUCGAAGGGGACUAAUGGACAAAGUGUUAUUAGUUUGUGAGUUUUGCAACACCAAGUUUGUUUGUAGUACACAAAAUCCCCAAUCGAUGUCAUUGAAUAUGGCUGCUGUAUGGGGUACCGUUGUCAAUGGGAGCACCUAUACACAGACAAAUGAUUUAUUGUCCACACUAGAUGUUCCCAUAAUGAGCUUUCCGACAUUUUCUAAAAUCGAGCGGCAGUUGGAAACUACUUGGAAAGACCAACUAUGGUUAUCUAUGGAGACGGCAGGAAAGGAGGAACGUCGCCUAGCAGAGGAUUCGGGUGACAUUGACAAAGAUGGCACACCCUGGGUACAAGUGUAUGUUGAUGGCGGCUGGAGUAAGCGCUCGUAUGGCCAUAACUAUAAUGCUGCAUCUGGGGUGGCAGUUAUUAUUGGAAAGCGAACGGGGAAAGUAAUAUUUGUUGGUGUACGCAACAAAUUUUGCACCGUUUGUUGCCGUGCGGAAAAUAAAAACGUAGUUGUUCCAAAGCACGUAUGUUUUAAAAACUGGACAGGGUCGUCGUCGUCAAUGGAAGCCGACAUAGUUGUAGAAGGUUUUAAUCAAAGUAUUGCUAUGCACGGGGUUAAAUACCUUAAAUUUGUUGCUGAUGGAGACUCAAGUGUUUUCUAUCGCAUUCAACAAACGGUGUCUUACGGAGGGCAGGUGGAAAAAUUAGAAUGCGUUAAUCAUGCUAUAAAGAAUUACGGCAAAUCUUUGUACAAGAUCAAGGCAGAUACAUCGAUAAACAUCCAAGGCCGAAAAUACCUAACAAAGCCAAUAAUAACGGAAUUGCAAAAGGGUGCGCACAAAGCCAUAAAGAAAUAUUCGGGCGACGUAAAUAAAAUGAAAGCGGAGAUCAGCAACUCAAUUAUGCAUGUUUUCGAACAUCAUGAAAAGUGUUGUAAUGAUUAUUGCGAUAAAAAAGGGGUUGUUGAGCUAAGUCCAAUUUCGCACCUGAAGCGCACUGGUUUGUUGUACCACAUAAACGGAGCACUUGAAAACUUAUUGGUAAAAGCGCAUCGACUAGUGGCGAAAGAAACAAACAAUAGAGCCGAGUUAUAUAUGUCAUUGUUGGCAAAACUGAAUUGUGGAAAACGUUUGAAUUUGACGCAACGAAAUUCUUUCCAAAACAGAGCAUAUAUAACCGGCUUGCGUUACAAUGAAGGUGUAUCAUGGCAACAACGGGGAUUACAAGCAUCUGGAUAUGUGUCAAUUGGCAAUUAUUUCAUGAGACAUAUGCAUAAAAUGCAACUAAAACGGGAGACUCGACAUGUAGCUUCUCCACGGAAGCGAAAGCAUCGUGAAAUAGUUGCAUCAAAAAACUCUGAUUAUGGAGUAUCUGCUAUUCAGGGCACAUUAUCCACUGCAGAAAUAGAAUCUGAAUCGAAAAGAAUUUUACUUUCAUUACAGGUUUUUUGAUCCACUAUAACCUCACCCUUAGGGCUGGUUUCUAGAACGAAAGUUAAAGCUAACGAAUCGCUAUCUCUAGUGUUGUCCUUGUUUUUCACAAAUGGUAAACAAGAACAGCACACAGAUACAUCCAAAAUAUCGGAACGACUACUUUCUAGAAAUCGAGCAUAAAAGUAUCUUCACAAUCUCUACAAUUUGUAUGUAACUAACUAUGUAUACUAGAUAGGAACUAACAACGUAGUAUAUGUUGUGUUUGUCUACAUAUAGUAUAAUAUUAAUCGUGUAAGUAAUGUUUGAUAUAUCUGUUUAGUAUAAAUUCUGAUGGGUACGUAAAUAUCACCAAUAUAUCUAAUAUAGAAUAAUGGAUUAUACAUGAAAUUUAUAUAUUAUAGGUAACAAAAGAUCAACGUGACCAAAUAGCGAACACCACUACGGAGCAAUAUAAUUCACAAAUGUACGUAAACGAAAAAAGUAAACGGUUAACAGCAUCAAAUUUUGGUCUUGUUGUGAAGAGACGAGAUACAACCAGUCCACGAUGUUUGUUAAAUCGUUUACUUUCUUGCCGUAAAUUUAGAAGCCCAGCAAUGUCAUACGGUACUGAAAAAGAAUCGGUGGCACGUAGUCGUUUUGAAAGGGAAUACGAUUUAGUUGUUUCUCCUGCUGGUUUGUUUAUCGAUUUGAAAUAUGGAUUUCUUGGAGCUUCUCCUGAUGGUCUCGUAGGAAGUGAAUGCAUCAUAGAAAUUAAAUGUCUGUAUGGUGUACAUAAGGCAGGGCAAUCUUUAGAAGAAGCCGUGAUAAACAAAAAAGAUAUGUGCCUUGAAAUUGUGGAUAAUGGUAUGCGGUUGAAAAGAAACCACAAUUAUUUUUAUCAGAUACAAGGGCAAUUAAAUAUAUGUGGAAAGAAACGAUGCUAUUUGAUUAUAUAUAUUAACGAUAAAGAACCACUCUUUGUGGAAAUUAUUGAACGCGAUGAAAACAUAUGGGAAAGUAACAUAUUGCCAAAACUGAUUUCUUUUUAUAAAUCACACAUGCUUCCCGAGAUAAUCAACCGCACCGUAUCAAACGUCCGUACAUAGCUUGCAAAAAGAAGAGAGAAAUGUCAACUUUUUUUGUUAGGUAUUCUAAUGUAGUAUUCCACAGUGAUAUAGAAACUAUAAGUGAAGGUGAGGACGGUUAUUGAAAAUCCUUUAAAAUGAGUCCAAACUCGAUAGGUUUCUCUUUAAA
Onthophagus taurus is the source of this 3339-nucleotide messenger RNA. The record is from RefSeq and is a predicted model, not a curated record. NCBI's taxonomy places the organism in Eukaryota, Metazoa, Arthropoda, Insecta, Coleoptera, Scarabaeidae.